Molecule: messenger RNA, 4701 nt
Organism: Chrysochloris asiatica (Cape golden mole)
Lineage: Eukaryota; Metazoa; Chordata; Mammalia; Afrosoricida; Chrysochloridae
Gene: UGGT2
Product: UDP-glucose glycoprotein glucosyltransferase 2
Exons: 40
Coding region: 64-4701 (1545 amino acids)
Cellular component (GO): endoplasmic reticulum
Molecular function (GO): UDP-glucose:glycoprotein glucosyltransferase activity
Source: RefSeq, a predicted model, not a curated record
GCUAAACCGUGGCGAUUGCAGGCGCCGGGCGUCCGAGGGGCUCGUGCUUUCUCUCUCCACGCGAUGGCGGCGGCGAUGGCCCUCUCGGCAGUGCGGCUGCUCCUAGGCGCUGUGUGGCUCUCACUUCUGGGCGCCGGGACGGUCGCCGCGUCCAAGGCGGUGACGGCCCACUUGGCCGCUAAGUGGCCCGAGACCCCGUGGCUGCUGGAGGCGAGUGAAUUUAUAGCAGAAGAAAGUAAUGAGAAGUUUUGGCAGUUUUUGGAAACUGUACAAGAAUUAGCAAUUUAUAAGCAAACAGAAUCAGAUUACUCUUAUUACAAUUUAAUCCUUAAGAAAGCUGGACAAUUCCUUGACAAUUUGCACAUCAAUCUCUUGAAGUUUGCUUUCUCUAUAAGGGCAUACUCUCCAACUAUUCAGAUGUUUCAACAGAUUGCAGCUGAAGAGCCACCACCAGAUGGCUGCAGUGCCUUUGUGGUCGUCCAUAAGGAGCACACCUGUAAGCCGAGUGAGAUUCAAAAGCUUCUGAGGAAGGCUGCUUCAAGGCCUAAACCGUACCUGUUUCAAAGUGAUCAUAAAUUCCCUACAAAAAAAGAGAAGUUACCAGUGGUUAUUCUUUAUGCAGAAAUAGGUACCAGUGCCUUUGUUAAAUUUCACAAACUACUGUCUGGAAAAGCUCACACUGGGGAAAUCCUUUAUGUCCUUCGCCAUUAUAUUCAGAGACCGAGCUCAUGGAAGAUGUACUUAUCUGGCUAUGGUGUGGAGCUAGCAAUCAAGAGUACAGAAUACAAAGCUCUGGAUGAUACCCAAAUUAAAACUGCAAAUGAUACUGUUGUAGAAGAUGAAAACGAAGCAAGUGAAGUUCAAGGAUUUCUCUUUGGGAAACUAAAAGAAAUACAUUCAGAUCUUAGAGAUAAUCUGACGGCGUUCCAAAAAUACCUGAUUGAGAGUAACAAAGAAAUGGUGCCUUUAAAAGUCUGGGAACUACAAGAUCUUAGUUUUCAAGCAGCUUCUCAAAUAGUGUCCGCUCCAGCUUAUGAUGCCUUAAAGUUAAUGAAAGACAUUUCACAGAACUACCCCUUAAGAGCAAGAUCACUGACCAGAGUUGCUGUAAAUCAACAAAUGAGAAAGGAAAUACAGGAAAAUCAAAAGGAUCUUCAAGAUAGAUUUGAUAUUCAACCAGGUGAUACUCGUCUGUAUAUAAAUGGACUUCGUGUUGAUACUGAUGGAUAUGACCCUUUUAGUAUUUUGGAUAUGCUGAAAUUAGAAGGAAAAAUGAUGAAUGGCCUUCAAAACCUUGGGAUCAAUGGAGAAGAUAUAAGCAAGUUUUUAAAAUUGAAUUCACAUACUUGGGAAUACAACUAUGCCUUAGACAUUCGGCAUUCUUCUAUCAAGUGGAUUAAUGACUUAGAGCAUGACGAUUUGUAUAUUACAUGGUCUCCAAGUUGCCGGGAGCUUCUUAAGCCAGCGUUCCCUGGAAACAUACCUUCCAUAAGGCGUAAUUUUCAUAAUUUGGUUCUGUUUAUUGAUCCUGCUGAAGAAUAUACCUUGGAUUUUAUAGAACUUGCCGAACUGUUUUAUUCUCAUAAAAUUCCUCUUAGGAUUGGUUUUGUGUUCAUUCUUAAUACAGAUGAUGAAGUUGAUGUAACAAACGAUGCUGGAGUUGCUCUUUGGCGAGCUUUCAAUUAUAUUACAAAAGAACACAGUGUAUCUCAAGCAUUUGUUCAUAUGGUUCAGAUGUAUGAAGAAGUGAGUCAAAAUAUACUCACUGUGGACAUCGUGAAGAGUGUUCUUCAAAAGAAAUUUCCUCAAGUAAAUGUCUGGGAUGUUUUGGGAAUGAAUUCUAAAUAUGAUGAAGAAAGAAAGGCAGGAGCAAACUUUUAUAAAAUGUCGGGUCUGGGUCCUUUGCCUCAAGCUCUUUAUAAUGGUGAACCCUUCAAACUUGAAGACAUGACUCUGAAGGACCUGGAGAUGGCUGUUCUUCACAGGAUGGUGGACACAUGUGUCUAUUUACAGAGAGAAGUUUUUAUGGGCACAUUAAAUGAUCGAACAAAUGUAAUUAAUUAUCUUAUGGAUAAGAAUACUGUUGUACCUCGUAUAAACAAUUUGAUUUUACACUCUAAACCACAGUACCUUAAUUUAAUACCUACAUCAGUAACUGCGGAUCUUGAAGAUUUCACGACUUUUUUUUUCUUGGAUUCACAAGAUAAGAGUGCUGUAAUUGCCAAGAACAUGUAUUAUUUAACCCCAGAAGAUGAUACAAUUUCUGCAGUCACUCUUUGGAUUAUUGCUGAUUUUGACAAGCCGUCUGGAAGAAAAUUGCUUUUUAAUGCGCUAAAGCACAUGAGAAAAAGUGUUCAUAGUCGGUUGGGGGUUAUUUAUAAUCCUACAUCAAAAAUAACUGAAGAGAAUACGGCUGUUUCAAGAGGAAUUUUGACAGCUUUUCUUACACAGAAAAACAGGAAUUUGAAAUACUUACUCAGGAAACUGACAAAGGAAGAAAUUGCUACAGCUAUUUACUUUGGAGAUAAAAUUAAAACAUUCCUUACUGAGGAAAUAGAUUUGAACACUUUUGAAAAAAAAUAUAAUACCAUUGGAGUGAAUAUUUUCCGAACUCACCAGUUGUUCUGUCAAGAUGUUCUUAAGCUGGGUCCUGGUGAAAUGGGUAUUGUCAGCAAUGGGAAGUUCUUUGGCCCUUUAGAUGAAACCUUCUAUGCGGAAGACUUUUAUUUGUUGGAAAAGAUAACAUUUAACAGUUUAGUAAUGAAUAUUAAAGAUAUCAUUAAAAAUAUGGAAAUCAGCUCAAAAAAUACCAUGAGUGACCUUGUUAUGAAAGUGGAUGUCCUUGUUUCCUCUUUGCCUGAACGUGUAUCUCGGUCUGAUGUCACAUUUCUUAAAGAGCAUCACAGCAUUGUAAAGAUAAAUCCUCAAGAAAAGAAUUUGUUCUUUGAUGUCCUUGCUAUCGUGGAUCCAUUGACAAGAGAAACACAGAAACUAUCACAGUUACUGAUUGUGCUUAACAAGAUUAUCAACAUGAAAGUCAGGUUGUUCAUGAACUGUCGGGGUAAGCUUUCAGAAGCCCCUUUAAAGAGCUUUUACCGCUUUGUUUUAGAGCCAGAACUGAUGUUAGGAGCCAAUGACCUUCACUCUCCUGGACCAGUGGCAAAAUUCCUGGAUAUCCCAGAAUCACCCCUUCUAACCCUAAACCUGAUUACUCCAGAAGGCUGGUUGGUUGAAACAGUACACAGCAACUGUGACCUUGAUAAUAUUCACUUAAAGGAUAUUGAGAGAACUGUUACAGCCGAAUAUGAACUAGAAUAUCUACUGCUCGAAGGCCAUUGUUUUGAUAUAAUGACAGAAGAACCGCCGCGGGGUCUACAGUUUACACUGGGCACAAAAAAUCAAGCUGUUGUGUUUGAUACAGUAGUGAUGGCCAAUCUUGGAUAUUUCCAAUUAAAAGCAAACCCAGGUGCUUGGAUACUGAAAUUACGUCGAGGAAAAUCUGAAGAUAUUUAUCAAAUAGUUGGGCAUGAAGGAACUGACUCUCAAAAAGAUGUAGGAAAUGUCAUUGUUGUAUUGAACAGCUUCAAAAGCAAGAUUCUGGAAGUGCAGGUACAAAAAACCCCAGGCAAAAUUGAGGAAGACAUCCUUACUGAUAAAGAUGACAAAAAGAAAGGAAUGUGGGAUUCCUUGAAAAGUUUCACAAUAAGGUUGCAUAAAGAAGACAAAAGGGAAACAGAUGUUAUCAACAUUUUUUCAGUUGCUUCUGGCCACUUGUAUGAACGCUUUUUAAGAAUUAUGAUGCUUUCUGUUUUACGUCACACUAAAACACCAGUGAAAUUCUGGUUUCUAAAAAAUUAUCUCUCACCAACAUUUAAAGAAGUAAUUCCUCACAUGGCUAAGGAAUAUGGAUUCCAAUAUGAGCUAGUCCAAUAUAAGUGGCCCCGUUGGCUUCAUCAACAAACUGAAAAGCAGAGGAUUAUUUGGGGUUACAAAAUUCUUUUCCUUGAUGUCCUUUUUCCUCUAGCUGUGAACAAAAUCAUUUUUGUUGAUGCCGACCAGGUUGUGAGACAUGACCUCAAAGAGCUUCGAGACUUAGACCUGGGCGGAGCGCCUUAUGGGUACACUCCAUUCUGUGACAGCCGCACCGAAAUGGAUGGGUAUCGUUUCUGGAAAACAGGAUACUGGGCGACACAUCUUCUAAGAAGGAAGUAUCAUAUUAGUGCCUUGUACGUAGUGGAUCUUAAGAAGUUCAGGAAAAUCGCAGCAGGUGACAGGCUCAGGGGUCAGUACCAAGCUCUCAGUCAAGAUCCAAACAGCCUUUCAAAUCUGGAUCAGGAUCUGCCCAAUAAUAUGAUUUACCAAGUAGCCAUUAAGUCUCUUCCCCAAGACUGGCUGUGGUGUGAAACGUGGUGUGACGACGAAUCUAAACAAAGAGCCAAAACGAUUGAUCUGUGCAAUAACCCCAAAACAAAGGAACCCAAACUAAAAGCUGCUGCCAGAAUUAUCCCAGAAUGGGUGGAGUAUGAUGCUGAGAUACGACAACUGUUAGAACACAUCAAAACCAAGAAGAGCAACUCAAGAUUCUUCUAUAGGACCUUUGAUAGCCAUGCUCAGUACUGGAGCUGGACACCAUCCAGUUCUUCUGGUCUCAUGGUGGAGGAGAUAGUUGUUCGUGGAGUUUUGAUACAUGAUGAGCUCUAG